CGCUUCAGCAGGCUGAUCGUCUCUUUAGUGGGAGGAGGUUCGUGCCUAAGUUGGAGAAUUUACGCGAAUGUCGUCAGGCAAACUUGCAGAGCUGCGUUUGUAAAUGUCGUCAAAUGGACAUGUCUUCACAGAAACCCUUUUUCUUGACGGAAAGCGCUUACUCACAUUAAGAGGAGUAAAUGCCGUGUGAACCCUCCUGGACUGAAUUUAUGCUUAACCUGGGGUCAUGAGUGCUGCCAACAUCACCGCAGAAAUCCUGCACAGGCAGAUCAGGGACAAGAGAGCAUCAGGCUUCCAACGGUUUUACCAUGUGACCGAUCCCUUUAUCAAGAGACUUGGACUGGAGGCCGAGCUGCAGGGGCAUACUGGCUGUGUGAACUGUCUGGAAUGGAAUGAGCGAGGAGAUCUGCUGGCUUCAGGUUCAGAUGAUCAACAUGCUAUCAUCUGGGAUCCAUUCAGACACAAAAAGCUCACAACUAUGCAUACUGGACAUGCAGCUAAUAUAUUCUCUGUAAAGUUCCUUCCACACUCUGGGGACCGGAUCUUGAUUACAGGUGCAGCCGACACAAAGGUCCAUGUCCACGACCUGACCAUGAAGGAAACGAUCCACAUGUUUUCUGAUCAUACCAACAGAGUUAAACGCAUCGCCACAGCUCCAAUGUGGCCGAACACCUUCUGGAGUGCUGCGGAAGAUGGCAUCAUCAGACAAUACGACCUGCGGGAGAACAGCAAACACUCUGAGGUUCUGAUUGACCUUACAGAGUUCUGUGGUCAGCUGGCUGAGGCCAAGUGUCUAGCUGUCAACCCUCAGGAUAAUAACUACAUGGCAGUGGGAGCUAACGGGCCUUUUGUCCGCCUCUACGACAUCAGAAUGAUUCACAACUACAGGAAGUCUGUGAGUCAGAGCACAUCAGCAGCUGUGCACACGUUCUGUGAAAGGCAGAGGCCAAUCCCAGAUGGUGCUGGACAGUACUAUGUAGCAGGGCACCUUCCGGUGAAACUCAGAGACUACAACAACCGACUGAGGGUUCUGGUGGCCACUUACGUUACCUUCAGCCCAGAUGGCACUGAGCUGCUCGUUAAUAUGGGUGGAGAGCAGGUAUACCUGUUUGAUUUAACGUUUAAGCAGAGGCCAUAUACCUUCCUCCUUCCAAAGAAAUGCCAGUCAAGUGCAGAAGAUGUGCAGAAUGGAAAAACAACAAACGGCGUCUCCAAUGGAAUUCUUCUGCCUGCCAGUCAUAUUCACGUAGCUGGAAGUAAAAUGCACGCUAGUUCUCUCGAGCUUCCCCCUCACUUGGAGGAAAUCAAGCAACAAGCUAACGAUGCAUUUGCUCGCCAGCAGUGGACUCAAGCCAUCCAGCUGUAUAGCUUAAGCAUUCAUCAGGCCAGCAGCAACGCCAUGCUAUAUGGGAACCGUGCUGCAGCCUAUAUGAAGCGCAAGUGGGAUGGAGACCAUUAUGAUGCCCUGAGGGACUGCAUGAAGGCUCUGACAUUAAACCCGGGACAUCUGAAAGCACAUUUCAGGCUCGCACGGUGUCUGUUCGAGCUGAAGUAUGUGACCGAGGCUCUGGAGUGUCUGGAUGAUUUCAAAGGGAAGUUUCCAGAACAAGCUCACAGCAGUGCCUGCGACGCCUUGGAUAAAGACAUCAAGGCUGCUCUUUUCAACAAAUCAGAAGCUGCAGAGGAUAAGAAAAGCAACAGCUCCGUCCGAUUCCACUCGUUCAGUCGGAAAGAGUCCAUUCCCGAGGAUGAGACUGUGUUGAGGGAGCGCAGUUUUGACUACAAGCACAGAUACUGCGGCCACUGCAACACCACCACGGACAUCAAGGAGGCCAACUUCUUCGGCAGCAAAGGUCAGUAUAUUGUCAGCGGCUCAGACGACGGCUCUUUCUUCAUCUGGGAAAAGGAGACGACUAAUCUGGUGCGGAUCCUGCAGGGCGACGAGUCGAUCGUAAACUGUCUGCAGCCCCAUCCCAGUUACUGCUUCCUGGCUACAAGUGGUAUUGACCCUGUGGUUCGAUUAUGGAGUCCCAGACCAGAGACGGACAGUGAGAAUGGACGUGUCGUGGAGGACAUGGAGGGAGCUGCUCAGGCAAAUCAGAGACGCAUGAAUGCCGACCCUCUAGAGGUGAUGCUGCUGAACAUGGGCUAUCGCAUCACUGGACUGCGUGGUGUGGGUCCAGAUGGUUCAGACGAUGAAGACAGCUCAGAGGGACAAGUACAGUGCAGGCCGAGCUAAACGGACAGCUGUCCUUUCUGCAGAGUGGAUUCAGGAAGCAAAUCAGUCCCCCUGCUCCCGUUGGAAACCCCACUUCACGCCUGCUCUGACAGAACGAGUGAACAUCGCAUCACUGCACUAUGCAUCGCCCUCUUGUGAGACCAUGUGAAGGGAGACGGACUCACGGAGAGUACAGAGGACACCCUUCUCACCUUUUCAGAGCACGAACACCUCGGCCUGUUCCUCCGAGCUGCGGUGGCAGGUGGACUACUUUAUAGAGCACCUUCCACGUCACUCCACAGGUUUUCACAAACAACCACUUGGGGCUUUUGUUGGAGGGUCAGGCGACAUAUUUUCAGGUCAGUAUGGCUGCAGAUGCUUCACGUAGGAGCAGCUCAUGAAGCAGAUACCAGGUGUUUUUUGCAUCUUCUGUUUGUUCGUAUCGAAGAAGCAAAAGCAGUCUCUCGUCAAAAAGCUGCAAGUCAACAGUUCCUGAGUUGGACUCGGUCGUGUUUUUAGUUGGAGUUUGUUGCAGGAAGCCGAGAGCAGAUCGUGUUAAAUUGUCGCUCCGUGAAAUGUAAUUAUAAGCUGUGUUUAAUUUAAAAAAAUGGGGGUUUCUGUUGCCAAAGGUCUCCAUCUGUUCUCUAAACAGCCAAGGAAUAACGUGUGGUUUCUGUUUUUGUCACACAAGUUUUAAUAUUUUUUAGUUAAGAGCUUAAACUACUAAACACGUUGUUUACAAGAGGCAACAAGAUA
Messenger RNA from Nematolebias whitei (Rio pearlfish), 2974 nucleotides. RefSeq names its product WD and tetratricopeptide repeats 1 (gene wdtc1). Gene Ontology annotation, molecular function: protein binding. NCBI's taxonomy places the organism in Eukaryota, Metazoa, Chordata, Actinopteri, Cyprinodontiformes, Rivulidae. Gene Ontology annotation, biological process: negative regulation of fatty acid biosynthetic process. Gene Ontology annotation, cellular component: cytoplasm; Cul4-RING E3 ubiquitin ligase complex. The record is from RefSeq and is a predicted model, not a curated record. Bases 227 to 2239 code for a protein of 670 amino acids. The transcript is spliced from 16 exons.